AUGACGAGCUACGAGAACCACUUCCACGGAGGGUCUGGACAUCUGAGCGCCAACUACACCGCCGACGCCGACCGCCCGAGGGACCGCCCGUUCCGGUGCAAGUACUGCGCCCGCCAGUUCAGCCUCAAGGGCAACAUGGUCAGCCAUGAGCGCAUGCACACUCGCGAGCGGCCUUACUCCUGCACCCACUGCCCCAGGUCCUUCAUGUGGCACAGCGCAUUCAUCAACCACCUGCGCAGGCACGUCGGGCAGCUCCCGUUCAAGUGCACGCUGUGCACCAACACGUUUGUGUCCAGGAAGAGCCUAGCCAUGCACAUGGCCAAAAGCCAUCCGGCGGAGGCCUAG
Messenger RNA from Ixodes scapularis (black-legged tick), 345 nucleotides. RefSeq names its product protein krueppel-like. The transcript has a single exon. The coding region runs from base 1 to 345 and encodes 114 amino acids. NCBI's taxonomy places the organism in Eukaryota, Metazoa, Arthropoda, Arachnida, Ixodida, Ixodidae. The record is from RefSeq and is a predicted model, not a curated record.